Messenger RNA from Vitrella brassicaformis, 654 nucleotides. NCBI's taxonomy places the organism in Eukaryota, Vitrellaceae. The record is from the annotation of a GenBank genome assembly.
CGCCAACACAAGAGGGCUCCUCAUCGACUCAAUUAACGCGCUGAGGGGCGAAUCAGCCAUGAUGGCGAUGUUGCUUGCGGGCUUUCUCCUCCUCACCGCCGCACUGUCGACGGGCUCUUGCUUGUCGUACGACAGUCAGGACACCGACCCACUUCAUGUGCUGCCCACUGACCAACUGACAGAGGCGGAGGCGCAGGCACACAAUCACACACACACACACACAGAUGACACCCACAUCCAUCACUCUCUCUCUCUCUCUGUCUGUGUGCCUUCAGGCAGCCGUCCACAAGCUGCAGUUGGCGGAGCGGGGCGAGACACAACCAACAGAGCCGCCCAGCGCCGUGACACCACCACCCAAGCAGCCGCCCAGCCGCCAGGCCGCACCGUCCACAAUGGUCACAGAGACGAUGGAGGCAAAGGGCGUCUUCCCGUCAGACUUCGACGCACAGGUCACACACACACACACACACACACACACAGAGACAGACAGACAGACAGACGGGCGGAUGUGUGUGUGUCUCCCAUCGCACUGCGUGUGUGUGGUUCAGACGGAUCGAGAUUUGGUGGAGAAGGGCUUCCUGAUGUCACAGAGAAGAAGGAAGACGUUUGCCUCACCCGCCGCACACACCAAAGGCCAGCCAGCCAAGGAAUGAG